Magnolia sinica is the source of this 725-nucleotide messenger RNA. RefSeq names its product probable gamma-secretase subunit PEN-2. Gene Ontology annotation, cellular component: gamma-secretase complex. The transcript has 2 exons. Bases 102 to 524 code for a protein of 140 amino acids. The record is from RefSeq and is a predicted model, not a curated record. Lineage: Eukaryota; Viridiplantae; Streptophyta; Magnoliopsida; Magnoliales; Magnoliaceae.
GGUCCAAACUAACAUCCCAGGCGUCGAACCCGGCUCGGGUUUUGGCACCCUAGCUACUGCCUAGACUCCCGAGAGAGAGAGAGAGAGAGAGAGAGAGAGAGAUGGAGCAGCAGCAGGACGCAGGAGAAGAGACGAGGCAGCUCUCGGGGGGUGGAGGUCUUAUCCUACGCACCCACAACCACGCCCGUGUAUGGCCGACGGUGGACGGUCCCCUCGGACUGUCGGAAGAGGACUCUCUUAGCUACGCACGAUCCUUCUUCAAGUACGGAUUCUUCCUCCUUCCUUGGCUCUGGGCUAUCAAUUGUUUCUACUUCUGGCCUGUUCUUCGAUCCGACUCUCGUUCCUUCCCUCACAUUCGCCGCUAUGUUGUUGGAUCAGCAAUUGGAUUCAUCGUAUGCACGGCACUUCUCGCAACAUGGGCCUUCACAUUUGCUAUUGGAGGGGAACAGCUAUUUGGUCCUGUCUGGGGGGACCUUGUCAUGUACAAUGUUGCGGACAGAUUAGGCCUGACAGGUUGGGACUAAGUACCUUUUCCCUUAUUAAUUCUUCACAAGAUUCUCAUCAUUUGCUUAUAUAUGUACAAAAUCAUUGAAACAAUCCACACAUUGUAAUUGCUUGCCUGAUCAAAGAGCAGGACUGACUGAAAUCCAUGACCUGCUAGCGAUCCCGUGUUGGGUGAGACAUUGCAUCUUCACAUUAUCCUUUAAGAGUUUCUUGUUCCAUCU